AUGGGCCAGAACAACAGUGUCACCGAAUUCGUCCUGCUGGGCUUCACUCAGGAUCCUGCAGGGCAAAAAGCAUUAUUUGUUAUGUUUUUACUCAUCUACAUUGUGACGAUGGUGGGAAACCUGCUCAUUAUGGUGACAGUGAUUGUCAGUCCCUACUUGUACUCCCCAAUGUACUUCUUCCUUGCCUCUCUGUCAUUCAUGGAUGCUGUUUAUUCCACUGCCAUCACACCCAAGUUGAUUGUAGACUUGCUCCGUGAUAAGAAGACCAUCUCCUUCACAGCAUGCAUAAGCCAGCUCUUUAUAGAGCAUUUAUUUGGUGGUGUUGAUAUUGUCAUUCUAGUGGCAAUGGCUUAUGAUCGCUAUGUGGCUAUCUGUAAGCCCCUGCAUUAUUUGAAUGACAUGAAUCGACGGGUAUGUAUCCUUUUCUUAGUGAUGGCCUGGGCAGGAGGGUUUGUACAUGCUCUGAUUCAAGUACUCACUGUGUAUAAACUUCCUUUCUGUGGUCCCAAUAUCAUUGACCACUUUGGCUGUGAUAUAUACCCACUAUUGCUACUUGCAUGUACUGACACCUACUUCAUUGGCCUCUCUGUCAUUGGCAAUAAUGGGGCUAUGUGUAUAGUGAUUUUCAUCCUCCUCCUACUCUCCUAUGGAAUCAUCCUAAGAUCUCUCAAGACUCACAGUCAGGAAGGGAGGCGUAAAGCCCUGUUCACCUGCAGCUCCCAUAUCACUGUGGUUUUCCUCUAUUUUGUUCCCUGCAUUUUCAUGUAUGUUAGACCUGUUUCCAGCUUUCCUGUUGACAAGGCCAUCACUGUCUUUUGUACAGUUGUCACUCCCAUGUUGAAUCCUUUAAUAUAUACUUUGAGAAACUCAGAGAUGAAAAAUUCUAUGAAAAAACUCCUGCACAAUUUAUUAAGUCCCAAUAGAAUAAGACUUUCUUCUUGA
Messenger RNA from Arvicola amphibius (Eurasian water vole), 942 nucleotides. RefSeq names its product olfactory receptor 4A8-like. Bases 1 to 942 code for a protein of 313 amino acids. Gene Ontology annotation, molecular function: G protein-coupled receptor activity; olfactory receptor activity. The transcript has a single exon. Gene Ontology annotation, cellular component: membrane. Gene Ontology annotation, biological process: G protein-coupled receptor signaling pathway. The record is from RefSeq and is a predicted model, not a curated record. Lineage: Eukaryota; Metazoa; Chordata; Mammalia; Rodentia; Cricetidae.